Nothobranchius furzeri (turquoise killifish) is the source of this 7293-nucleotide messenger RNA. RefSeq names its product INO80 complex subunit Da (gene ino80da). NCBI's taxonomy places the organism in Eukaryota, Metazoa, Chordata, Actinopteri, Cyprinodontiformes, Nothobranchiidae. The record is from RefSeq and is a predicted model, not a curated record. Gene Ontology annotation, cellular component: nucleus.
UUGUUUCAUUUGAGUAGUUAUGAUAAAUGCACGCUGAGUGGCUUUUAAGAAAGUUGAAUUUCCAAUAUGGUAGGAGAGGUUGUUGUUGUUGAGCGGGUUGUUGUCAUGUCCCCGCAGUGCCUGUAGUGGUGCUGUGAGGAGUCUGCUGUGGAUCCAACAAAUAUCCUCAGCAGCUACCUACUGCUUGUAAUUUGCUCUGGAUAGCAAAUAUUUACAUGCGUCCUUAUUUUGAGAAAAUUUGAGCUCGAUGAAGACCAGCGUUACCGUCCGAUCCGGAAUAUCGAUGGCCAAAUAGCCUAGCUGAGACUAAUAGACAUUUCGGCCGUCUGAUCUGGAGCGAAUACCUUGCGCAGCCCAAACCAGUUCAAGGUAAGCCGAGUCGUGCGCAGCCCCGACCUGGUUUUCUGAGCGGGCCGCUUUGCGCUCGCUUCAGUCGGACUUCCGUUUUUACCAGAGACCGCUGCCUUGCGAGAUCAAAAGGCCUUUCCUAAUUAUGUUUCUUAUUUUGUGGUGAUCCUCAAAACCUUUUCCCCCUGCGUGGAUGUACGCAAAUACCUUAUGUUAACACUCCGAUCCCCAAAAUGAUACUAACGUCACAUUAUAUAACGAUAAUGGUCUUAAUUUGUAUCGAUUCAUGGCGAAGGCCUCGGAAACCAGGCCUAUAGCCUUUGUUCGUAAUUAUAUAAGCGGAGACGCGUCGUGUUGGUUUAUAUUAAUUGAUUAGAAGGGCCAAGUAACAGUUACAGGCAACAUUAUUUUAUACUUAUAUUUUUGUUAAUAAAACUUAAGCAAAUAUAGCUCUUUUGAGGGUUCCCUCCAUUUACACACCGGCGCACCAGGCAGACGAAAUUUGCGCUCGGCAGACCCGCUCACGUCUCGUCGUCACGAGGCUUCCUUGCAUCCAUUAAGAACACCUAACAUAGCUUUCCUGAUAAAUUGUAUUAAAUGUGUGAUUACAAUCAGCGGGGCUACUGAUUCUGAUAAAAUACAUGAGAAAAUCUCCGCUCAUUAUAACUUCUAGCCGGGUCGUGCGCCGGUACAGAGUUGUGGAGCGGACUCAAUGUAACGUUUGCUGAUAUUUCCGUUUCCUGGUGAGCUACCGCCUUCUAAUUUAGUGUUUUUAGCUUUGCUAGCUUAUUAGCAAAUGAAGGCUUUUGCAUGUGGUUCUUGAUGAAAAAUAGAGCUGGGAGUAAAUGUAUACAGUGGUGCCUUCUGGAAUUGGGAUUGGCCUGUUGUUAGAUUUAGAGUACUUUAGAUUGUCACACUUAAAAGUUUAACAUGUUCCAUCGGUUGUUUGAGCUAAUGUAGCUUAAUGUUAGUGACGGUUUGUCGCUUAUCCGGUUCUCCCAUGCUUGACUGAAGUUUUUCUUAAAUUAUGAUCAAUACGGAUACAAAAGGAUAAAUUCUUCUGGUCACUGUGUGUUUUUGUUGUAUUUCACCUUCUUAAAGUGCACAAUUGUCCUCAAGAGUUUUAGAAAACAAAACUUUCAAAUGCGUCGAAAUUAAAACGAACUGAUGUUGUCAAGAACAAGAGUCACGUGAUGUACGAAGGCAAACACAUACACUUCUCAGAGGUGGACAAUAAACCGUUGUGUUCCUAUAGUCCGAAGCUGUGCAAGCAGCGCCGACUAAACGGCUAUGCGUUCUGCAUCCGGCACGUUCUGGAGGAUAAGACGGCUCCCUUCAAACAAUGUGAAUAUGUGGCAAAGUACAACAGCCAGCGGUGCACCAACCCCAUUCCAAAGUCAGAGGACCGCAGAUACUGCAACAGCCACCUGCAGGUUCUUGGCUUUUUACCCAAGAAGGAACGGAAGAAGAAACACGAUGCAUUAGAGGAGGUGCGUCCUCGGGCGCACCUGGAGUCGGUGGCUCUCAACAUAACUGUGCCCUCUUUAGUUUUGAGAGCUCCCAACGGAAUAGAUGAACUUCCACCAUCUCCCCCCUGUUCACGCCUGUUACCGCUCCCCGAUGGAGAGCUCCUGGAUCCGUUUGCCUUUUACGAGGAUGACACGGACGGGGAGGAGGUGGGCACUCCUCAGAAAGGCAACAGCAUCAAGAAGAAACUACAGAGUCGGCUGGUGCUCAACCAAAAACUCUGCCAUGACACAGAACUCUUCCAGUCAACUCCCGAGCACUUUACGGCCUCCCCCGUUUCCCGCGUCCACCCUUCGUCACCGCUGAACACUCACCUACCCCUUCAGGCAUCAGGUCUUCUCCAGCAGUCUCAACACUCCAGCGUGACUUCCUUCCCCUUCCCAGGACAGCAGCAGGGUUUUUUAUGCAAUCCACCUCCAUCUCAGACGGUCAACUUUCUGCCUCCAGGGAUGCCCGCGAACAUGGCACCCAGUCCAGGGCAACAUUCUGGACCAUCGCUCAGCAGGAAAAUGCCUUUCACUGCUACUCAACUGCCUGUCAACUGCAAGGAUGGCGGUAGUAACAAUCAGCGGCGUGUGGUCGUCAUGCGUCCCUCGGCCUUCUCACCUUCUGCCAACUGCCUCACCAGGUUGCAACACCUGGUGCAGCUCUGUGCCAAGAGACAUCGAGAGCACGGAGACCUCUUUCCUCAUCUAGGUUUGGACUGGUCAGAGGACAGUGCCGAAAAUGACGAUGAAGAAGAAGAGGCAGAGAGAUAUUCUCCUUUUCAAGGUUCAUGGAGACAAGAGAAUGGGUUGGAGGACGGUGGGGGUUCUUCACGGAGGACGCGGCUACUUAGGCUGUGCUCAUACCUUCAGGAAAAAUACAAGCACAUGUGCAGGCAAGAGAGGGCGAGUAUCCGCCAGAAGAGAUACCGUUAUGCCUUCCGCAAAGCCUUGCUGCAUGCCGCGAGCAACAACCCCGACUGUGCAGGGCAGCUGAUCCAGGAGCUGAGUGGUGCCUCUCGCGGCUCCUCGUGUCCCAUUCCAGUUAAGCUGCCCAGCACAGAUUCGGUGACCUGCACUGGCAGCACAAAGGGUCAGCCCUGCAGCAACAGAGCCCUGCCCUUCACUCGACACUGCUUUCAGCACAUUCUGUUGAGUCGUUCCCAGCAGCUCUUUGCUAGUUGCACAGCCAAAUUUGCAGACGGGCAGCAGUGCUCCAUCCCGGUGUUUGACAUUACGCACCAGACGCCCCUCUGUGAAGAGCAUGCCAAAAAGAUGGAUAAUUUUCUGCGAGGGGACGGAAACCGACGAGUGCAGCACCAUCAUCACCAUCACCACCACCAGCAGCAGCAGCGAAAGCCACGUAAAAAGACCAAACCGCCGGCGCUCACCAAAAAACACAAGAAGAAAAGGAGGAGAGGGCCUCGAAGGCCACAGAAACCUAUACCACCAGCGCUGCCGCAGGGGAACCUGGGAAUGCCCUCAACGAGCCUCUUGAUGACCUCACAGGCCAGCAUCAGGAGCCCUUCAACUCCUGACCUGAGCACCGAGGAGCUUCCUGAUGACAUCACCAGCGACAUAGCAGACAUUCCAAACGACCUCGAGCUCAACCAGGAGGAUUUCUCUGAUGUGUUACCAAGACUAUCUGAUGACCUGCAGGACUUUGACUUAUUUGAAGGUAAGAACGGCGAGUUGCUGCCCACCACAGAGGAGGCUGAGGAGUUAGUACGUGCGCUGCAGGCGAUGGCGUCUUAUCCAGACUCGUUGGUGUGCCUGACCUCCAUGGGAGACCUGACCUCUGCUGAAGGAGUGGACCACAGAGCCAUGGCGGUGUUUCCUGGACCAGUCCAGACGGGCGGCAUGGGAGACCUUCUCCACAGCCGCAUCCCCACAGAGAACUUCCCCAGCCUGGAGCUGGAGGACAACCUGCUGCAGUCCACCGGGGAUCACUUCUCCCCCUCACCACCAUCCCAGCCGGCUAGCCUGUCCCCAGCGUCGUGCUCCAACCUGAGCUCAUCCUCUGCUGUGGCCACCACCAGCAUCUCCUUGCUCACCCAGAACUCCUUAACAGAGCGAACGUUUCCUCGGACGCACACGUCCCACGUCCUGACAAAGUCGGAAGGGCCCACGUCAUCUCCCCAAGCCAGCCACUACAGCAGUGAGCACGUGCCAUCUCCGUACAGUGACCAUAUAUCUUCCCCCCACGCCAGCUCCUUUCAAACAGACACCCCUUUGCUUCUCGAAGUCCCUCUCAGCGGGGUCCCAGGGGCCCCACGCUCAACGUGGAACAACCUCACCCUUCCCCUCACUGACCCCACGCAGUUCGGCAAUCUCAUAAGGUCAGAAGGUCAUCUCAUAUCCACCUCCCUGUCCACGCCACCCGCCACCACCCACUCUGUGACUUUGCAGCCCAUGGCGGCUCUCUCAGUGAUGCCCCAGAGCACUAUGACAGGCUUGUCCACUCCCCCCAUCCCCUCAUCCUCCACUCACAAUCUGUUGACCUCAACGCAGCCCAAACAGCAGCUCCCUCAGUUCAGUGCGGCCUUUGGCCAUCAACUGGCCUCUCACAGCGGCAUCCCGAAAGACGUGCAGCCGAGCCACAGCUCCACGGCGCCCCCUGCCGGCUUCUCUUUAGUUAGUGCCACCGCUGCAAGUGCCAACAGCGCCGCGCCGCCCUUCACGCAAAGCAAAUGAGUGAGACGGGUGCAGCGUUUGCAUGAUGACGUGUGGACUCAGUCACCGGCUUCUUGGUCACCACCCUGUUCAUCUACUUUAUGUGGUGACGGUGCACUGUUUCAGGAUGAAUUUGCACAAUCUGGAUUUAAUCGUUAGCAUCUUUUCUCCUAUUUUGCAACCAGAUGGUAAGAUUUAAAGUAACUGAGUCCACGUGUUUGUCCAUCAGCAGGAGGGGGCGUCAGUCCGAUUCUGCGAUUAAAACGAACGGGUGAAGGACCUCAACAGAGAUUUAAUUCAUCAGUGCUCAGAAAUCCUAAACUCCUCGAUCGGGGAUCAGCUUCAUUUUCUCUUUUAAAGGGAGAGUCUGGAUUUUUAAACUUGGGGCUUUAGUCAUAGCUUUUGGACAACCUCAGUUUGAAGAAAGAUCAAUUCUGACGGGAUUGACUUGCUAACAGCUAGUCCAAGACCAAAGUAAAUUAGCUGCUAUCUUGAAACAGUGCUAAUCUGAAAGAUUUCCUACUAGUUGCUAUUGUAAAGAGCCAUCACGUUAUUAGUUAUUUAUAUGGAUGUCUGUAAGAAAGCUAAACUACAAAUGAUAUUCCAGCAAAACAAGUCCCUGUUAGCAGUAGUAUCGCUAACAGCUAGCUGCUACUGCUGCUAUCUGUACUAUGUGCAAAAAGCGUUAGCAUAAAACUCUGUAGGAUUAAAGUAGUUUUAAAUGCUCUUAACCAACGUAGAUCUUUCUUAGAUUAGCCGUUAGCUUAUGACAGUCUUUAUUUCUUCAAACUAAAGCUGUUCAAGGGGCCUAACCUUUUUUCUGACACCCUACUUUAAAAGUUCUGCACUGUCUCUUUAAAUCCUGUCUUCUAAAGAUCAACUGUACCCUGCUUUGCUCAGAUGGCCAUUGCAUUAUCCCUCCACCCUUCCUGUUUUAUACACUGCGUCUAAGAAAAGAAAAAAAUAAGCGUGCUCAUUGUGACAUUUUUGUAACCCAUUAUACUAUUUAACUGUCAUUAAAUCAGAUUUCAGUCGUAAAAAUUUACCAAAAAAAAAAAAACCUUUUUAAACAGCUGUUUUUAUACCGUGUAUAUUGUAUAUGUGCUCAUUUAUUAAUUUGCUCAGAUGUCGAUUCUCAGACCUCACCGUUGUUCGUGGCACUCUGAGAGGCUCAGUAGACGAGUUGAAGGUAAAAUCAAUCUAGUUUCUUAAAGCAAUAAACACAUUAGCAUCAUGAGGUAUUAAAUUCAUCACGUGUAGCCUCACUCGCUGAAACCAGCCUGUUUUUUUUUUCCUUUUUAAUCCGUUCAAGCCAUCUUCCUUUCUCACGAGUCAAAGAAUCAGUGAGCUUCAGUGUUACAAGGUGAGGAUGAUGAUGGAUGAUGGUGCAGUGCAGGGAUUUUUAAGUGUCUACUCUCACAGGUGCUCUCUGGUCCACGCAUACAAUAGUUUUCAGCCACCUGCAUGUCUCAGAGAAGUCAGAUUACACGGGAUUAGGACAUAAAUUAGAGAUGUAUCAUUUACUCGCAAGCCAGGUGAAACCAUGAUGGUGUAAAGUGUCUUUGCACGUCUAAAAGUAAAGCACUGUCUAUUUUAAUCGUGAUUUCCUUUUUUUUUUUAGCUACGCAAUGCGGAGGUCUGGGUGUAGUUUUAGGAAACGAGUCCCCGUCCCGUCCCCUCCUCGCUUCGCCCAUUCUCUCUGAACUCACACAGGCUUUUUUAACCAAUGAAACAAAUGAUCAGACAUUGUUGCAUACUAGCUACAUAGAAUAGAGUCUAUCUUGGGGUUUGGUGAUGCAAUGGAUUGGAAAAUGUGUCAUUUGCGAUGUGUUAAGUGGAAACCGUGUCUCGUGGAGUGAGUUUUUGUCUUUAAUAGCUAUCAAAACGGAAGAGAUCGCUGUUUGUGUGUGCUGUUUUGUCUUUCUGAUGGAGAAUAUUUUUUGAUAGCUAUUAAAUUCCAGGAAAAAGUCAGAUUUUUUUUUUGUGUGAGAGCAUUUUGACAUAAGAUAGUAGCUUGCUGUUAUGAAUCAUUGGAUUGUAUACAUGAUGUUGUUGGAAAAAUGCAGAUCAAUGAACUGUUUCAACAGAUUUGCACAAGAGUGGAUGAGAUCAGUGAUGUUUUCAAUUGUCCUUUAUAACUUGAUUUUUUUAAUAAUUUUUUUUUACUCAUUACACGCACAGUUGUCAUGAGAACCAGCUAGAACUUUUACCAUUUCCAGUGAAAAAAGCGCCCAGAUUCUUUAUUUUCCCCAAAAAUUUGAAGCAUAAACAUUUUGUUACACUGCAGAAGACUGGGAUUCUCUCUAACUGCAGAUUUCUCUAGAAACAAGAAAAAGUCAGAAAAGAAUGAAUCUGUUUUGAAAUGUGGCAAUACUGCUGUAAUCACCUAGCAUGAGAUUUUAGCGGCUGCACCAGUCUGCUUCAAAACCACGUAGAACAAAAGCGUACAGGGCUCGUAGGCACAGGUAACCGCUUCGACUUCAGACGGCUGACAAAUUCCUAUACCCGUUGAAUGUACUGUAUUACCGUUUUUAAAGAUAGGACAAGCUAAUCUAGUCACCUUUUGUUAUUGGUCCUCGUUUGAUUUGUCUAAGGUAUUUUUUGUAUACAAAAGUUUACAUUUUUAUGUAUAUUUUUCUUGUGUACAAAUGAUGUUAUUGUGUACAAACACUGUAUGUAAUAUCUGUAUAUAGUGUGAGAAAUUCGAUCUUUUGUUUUUGGAUGUAUAAAUAAAACUUGCUGUGAGGUAUUUGCUGAAAGA